This is a messenger RNA of Vicia faba (fava bean), 1248 nucleotides long. The record is from the annotation of a GenBank genome assembly. Lineage: Eukaryota; Viridiplantae; Streptophyta; Magnoliopsida; Fabales; Fabaceae.
AUGGCAGAUUUUCAGAUUCCGAAGAAAUUAGUAUCGGAUUGGGAACCUAGCAAUUUAAUUAAUCAGCGAGUUCAGGCUGAUUCCGUUUGCAAGCCCCGGAAACUAAAUUCUGAUAGCCUACCGGAUAUGAAAUGGUGGCUACAUGUGAAGAGUAAUAUGGAGUGUGAAGGAAAUUAUGCAUGCAAGACUGAGGAGUUUGGUGCCUUCUACACGGAAUUUCUUGAUGGAAAUGUUAAGAAUGGUGAAGAUCAGUCUGUUAUUGACUUUGAUGCUCUUUCUUAUAUUGGAAGUGAUAAUUUAUCGGUAGACCAGCCGCGGAAUGUAUCUUCUACGUGUAUGAAAAACAAUAACAAUAGCAGGAUGCGGAAAAUUGAGGCUUCGUUGAAUAAUGAUUUACAUUUUAGUCCCAAGAAGAAAGAUCGGAAGGAGUUUGGAUUUUCGGAUGGUCAUUUUAUGGACUGCGAUGUUUCUGAUUUCUCGGUAUCUGAGAAAAUGGAAACAUGUUUGAUUGGAAAUGAGAAACCUGGGCCUUGGUGGCGCAAUGCUGGAAAAGAUGAGUUGGCUUCUUUGGUUGCUCGGAAGUCACUUGAAAAUGUGGAAAAUUGUGAUCUCCCUCAUCCUCAGCCUAAGCAUUUUGGACCGAGAUUCUCAAAGGGUGUUGAUUGUAACAAGAUAAAAUCAUCGUCUAUAAACCUGAAAGCCGAGACUUGUUCUUCCAAUGCUGAUGGUUAUACAUCUGGAACACCUAAUUCUGGCUGUUCUUUUCAGGAUUCAAGCAGUCAUUUCAGUUCUGGCCAGAGCAAAGAUUCUGGUUCAAGCAACAAAGAUUGUCAAAUAAAUUCUCAGAACAGCAGCAUUACCGAGCUGUUAGAAGCAUUGUGUCAUUCUCAAACAAGAGCAAGAGAGGCUGAGAAAGCAGCGCAACAAGCGUACAAUGAGAAGGAGCAUAUCGUGAGUCUUUUCUUUAAACAGGCUUCUCAGCUCUUUGCAUACAAGCAGUGGUUCUACAUGCUGCAGCUUGAGAACCUCUGCCUUCAACUCAGAAACAAAAACCAACCAUUACUGAAUCUCUUUCCACAAAGGGGAAAGCACUUUAAGAAAAAUCAUGGCAGAGCUGAAAAGAAAAAGAGUAGUGACAGAAAAUGUGGAAUUAGAAAAUGCGUUGUUGCGAUUGCGGUGGGUUUAAGUCUUGUUAGUGCAGGUUUGCUUCUUGGUUGGACCAUGGGAUGGAUGUUUCCUUCAGUGUAA